AUGGACAUGGCCUCCUCAGAGAACUCAAAUUGGCUAUUUGACUAUGCCCUAAUGGAAGAUAUCGCAGUUCUCGGUGGUGAAUUUCCCGGUGCUCCCACCGCUUUCAUCUGGCCUCCGCAACCCCUCAGCACUUCCCCUAAUGCAAGGUGGGGUCUAAAUUUUGUUGACAUUUUUGUCGUGCUAUUCAGUGUGGAAGUUGAAUGCUCAUAUUCAGACAGCCUCAAGGAAGUCAAGUCUCGGAAACGUGUGGAAGUUGACUGCCCAUCCGGAGAUUCUGAUAGCAUUAAAGAAGUUGGCUCCCGCAAAAGGCCGAGAUCUGAUCAAUCAAGUGGUGCAUCUUGCUCGAAAGCAUGCCGAGAGAAAUUGCGAAGGGAUAGACUGAAUGAGAGGUUUCUGGAAUUGGUUGCUGUGAUGGAACCUGGAAGGCUUCCCAAAACAGACAAGGCUGCCAUUUUGAGUGAUGCUGCUCGGAUACUAACACAGUUACGAAGUGAAUCGCGCCAUCUGAAAGAAACAAUUGACGAUUUGCACGAAAAGAUUAAAGAAUUGAAGGCAGAGAAGAAUGAACUUCGCGAAGAGAGGCAGAGGCUGAGGGAAGAUAAAGAGAGAUUGGAGCAGCAAGUCAAGGCCAUGGCGGCCCAAACUAGCUUCCUUCCUCAUUCCCCUGCAAUCUCCUCUGCGCUUACCGUGCAAGGACAAUCUACAAACAAGCUAAUGCCUUUCAUCAGUUACCCCGGCGGUGUCACCAUGUGGCAAAUGAUGCCCCAAACUCCACUCGACACUUCACAGGAUCACAUUCGACACCCUCCCGUGGCGUAACAAUGUGCAAAAUUCCUGACAUGAAAAUGGAAAAAAAAAAAUUGUGGCAACCAUCUCUCUAUUCAACUUGUCUCUUGAUUUGGUUGAUUAUUAUAAUAUCUUUCUGUUAGCUUUUUCAAAUGUGUCUACGAAGUAGUUGAUGAAGCAAGAUGUUUAAAAUUGAGUAGCCAGCUGUACUUAGGCACGAAUAUGUAGCCAAAAUUUUUUUGGUUAAUUAUAUGCUCACUAUAUAUGUAUGCAUUUUCAAAUGACUUCUUUUGAUCCCAUUCAAUAUUGUCAGCACGAUUAGAUUUGU
This is a messenger RNA of Morus notabilis, 1114 nucleotides long. Its product is annotated as transcription factor ILR3. The transcript is spliced from 6 exons. Gene Ontology annotation, molecular function: DNA-binding transcription factor activity; protein dimerization activity. Gene Ontology annotation, biological process: regulation of DNA-templated transcription; intracellular iron ion homeostasis. The record is from RefSeq and is a predicted model, not a curated record. The coding region runs from base 1 to 819 and encodes 272 amino acids. NCBI's taxonomy places the organism in Eukaryota, Viridiplantae, Streptophyta, Magnoliopsida, Rosales, Moraceae.